AUGCGCGCAAACCGGCCUCAAAGCUAUACAUCUCUGCCUAUGAGCGAGAAGGAACCGCUAACGUCAAAGCCGCCGCGGCGCUACAAUGAAGCUUCAGGACUACGUCGUUGUGCAAUUCAGGCAGUCAGUGCCUGUGUAGUCAUCUACGGGCUCUUCAACUUAUUCCCAUUCUCAACCUCAAAGCCCUGCGACACCAUCGACGAGGGCUACCGCUGCAGCCCCAAGACGACACACUACCUUGGGCAGUAUUCCCUUUGGUACUCUGUGCCCUCUGAAAUAGACGUUGCCCCUCCCAAAGGCUGUGAAGUGACCUUUGCGAACGUCCUCUCCCGCCAUGGUGGCCGCGACCCGACAUUUGGCAAAUCGAUAGCCUACCACCUCCUGAUUGCCGAAAUUCAGAACACAAGCACUUCAUACCCGGAUGCAUUCAAGUUCUUGAAGGAUUACGACUAUACACUGGGCGCGGAUGAGUUGACGGAUGCUGGAAGGCAGGAGAUGGUGAACUCGGGCGCUCACUUCUACCGCCGGUACCAGAAACUCAUGGAUGAGAAUACGCCAUUCGUGCGCGCUGGUGGCCAGCAUCGUGUCGUAGAGUCGGCUGAGCGCUGGCUCAUGGGUGUUGCACAGUCGCUGAACACAAAGCCCCAGAAGAUUGAUUUAGUCAUUCCAGAAGGCUCAACCUGGAACAACACGCUGUCCCACGAUAUCUGCCCUGCUUUUGAGGGCGGGCCGAACCAUGGCCUGGGAGACCGAGCGCAGCAGGUAUGGGCUGCCAAGUUUGUACCGCCGAUUCAGAACCGCGUCAACUCGGCUCUCGGUACCAAUCUUAGCGCGACUUCUAUUGUCUAUAUGAUGGACAUGUGCCCUUUCGAUACCCUUGCACACCCUUCAGCGCAGUUGUCAGAGUUUUGCAAGCUGUUUACGGACAAGGAAUGGCGGGAGUAUGACUACUUCCAGACUUUGGGCAAGUACUACGGCUACUCAGUAGGAAACCCACUUGGGCCUACGCAAGGUGUUGGGUAUGUCAACGAGCUGUUGGCGCGCCUGACAAAGAAGCCUGUUGAAGACAACACCAACACGAACCGCACACUUGACUCGGACCCAAAGACAUUCCCUCUGGACCGCAAAGUAUACGCUGAUUUCAGUCAUGACAAUGAUAUUAGUGGUGUUUUAGCUGCGCUUGGACUGUACAACAAGACCAAGGCAUUGUCCAAUACUACGAUCCAAGACACCAAGCAGACGCAUGGCUAUUCGGCUGCAUGGACAGUGCCGUUCGCUGCUCGCUUGUAUGUCGAGAAGCUGCAAUGCAAGGGCGAGAAAGAAGAGUUGGUCCGCGUUAUUGUGAACGAUCGUGUGCAACCACUAGAGUUCUGUGGUGGAGACCGUUUUGGUAGGUGCACGCUAAGCAAGUUUGUCGAAAGCCAAAGCUUUGCUCGAAGUGGUGGACUUUGGGAAAGGUGCUAUGAUUAA
Bipolaris oryzae ATCC 44560 is the source of this 1470-nucleotide messenger RNA. RefSeq lists its product as uncharacterized. Gene Ontology annotation, molecular function: acid phosphatase activity. Bases 1 to 1470 code for a protein of 489 amino acids. NCBI's taxonomy places the organism in Eukaryota, Fungi, Ascomycota, Dothideomycetes, Pleosporales, Pleosporaceae. The record is from RefSeq and is a predicted model, not a curated record. The transcript is spliced from 2 exons.